Molecule: messenger RNA, 817 nt
Organism: Bipolaris maydis ATCC 48331
Lineage: Eukaryota; Fungi; Ascomycota; Dothideomycetes; Pleosporales; Pleosporaceae
Source: RefSeq, a predicted model, not a curated record
AGACAGCUCUCGAUCGCCUUCGGGAAGUACGCACAUUGUCCUGAGCAGCGGUCGCACAAGAAUAUCUGUAAAGGAGGCAGUGCAAAUUGCAAGAGACAACAAUUUCAUGGGUUUGAUAUGCAGUUCUCGUCUGCUGUCGCUUGCCCCUGCACUGAUCGAGUCGAUAAAGACGGCCGGCCUCGUUCUCGUAACAGACAUCACGGAUUCCCCCGCCGAAAACGUCGGGCAGCCUGGAAACCUACAUGUCGCAAAUCCACGCCGGCAAACCACACCCGAGGGAGUUGACGGAUAUCUGAAGGGAAACGGUGUGCUCUGCUUUAACGAAACGAUUGACAUGUGAACAAGGAUAUGUGGUAAAGGGCUUUGUGGGGAAAGGGGGCAGACAAGGGACUGCCGAGUGAAUCUCGGCAGUAUGCUUGUGCUGAAUUAGUGUCUGGGGCCCGUUUCACGACGAAACGUACGAAAUAACGACGAAUUACUAACUUGACGAUGGCGGGGUGACAAAGACGGUAGACAAGUGUUCUUGGCGUUUGAAUAGCGGGCUGAUACUCGGAGUAGAGGCGGCUAUACCCGUUUAGAGCCAAAAGGCUAAUGGUGGACUCUUUGGGAGGAGGGCUAGUUGUAUAACGUUUGACUUGAGUGUUUUACUACGUACAUUGCGAAGCGGUCAUGUGCUCAAAUAUGCGGGGAGGGAGUGUAUGGGGUUGUAGGUACGUAUGUACUGUGCAGUAGUACGCAUGUGUGCAUGCGUGAUGUGAUGUGGUGUGGUGUGGUGCGAGGGUGCAGAUGCAGGCAAGCUGCAGUUCGGUAGUGUGGA